AUGGAGACGUACUCUACAGGUUCCAGAAACCGGGUUCCAAAUAAACGCCUACACCACCCGCAAGCCAGCCCCGAGGGUUCACCGUCCCCGCGGGCCACGCCACCGCCCGCCCGCCGCGCGCAUGUGCAGCCCCGCCUCGGCCUCUACCACCGAGAAAGCUUCUGCCGCCAGGUCGUGGAUGUGGAGGACCCACAGGUGGUAGUGGUGAACUCCUGGCUGCAAAGCAAAGGCCCAGGAGGCAGGGUAGCGUUUACGAGACCCUGGACAGUGGUUUAUUUCAAGAAGAUGGAAAUCAUCAACAUCACCGCCAUGCCCGUGGUGCCGGUGGCCGAGCCCCUGACCGUCUCACUCACCUCCGGGCACGCGAUGCAGAGUGCUUCGAGGAAGAGUCUGGGAGGCAGCCUGCCCUCCUGCCUCAUCGGCUCCAUCCACCAGGUGAACCAGAAGAUGGCUGAGAUAGACCUCAGCCGCCAGCUGUUGGACAGCAGCCUGGCAAUUGAGAGAUUUGAGAUGGAGAAGAAGGCUUUAAGAGAGAAAAGUCACAGCGGCUCGGGAGACAGAGACACGAGCCAAAGGAAACCACAGGCUCCUUGCGGCGGCCCGGAGUCCAGGAGCGUCAAGCCGUCCACUGUCAAAAGGAAAACAGCAGAUAAAAACCUGCUGGCAGAGCUGUACCAGUGCACCCAGUUUGACGUCUCCAGGCCAAAUGAACUGCCCAACGGCGUGGGGUUCUGUGACAUGGUGGACAACGUGGUCCAGUCUGAGAGGAGCACCCUCAGUGGCAAGUCUUUCUGUUCACAGAGGGAACUGGAGAAGUAUCUCUCCUCUCCCUCUCUGAGAGCCAUAUGGCUGGAUAGCUUCUGGUGGAUCUUUCAUGAGAGGUUCCAGCCAAACAGAGAGGUCCAGAACAAGCUGUUCGACCGGAUAGCGCAGCACUAUGCCUCUCUCUUGUUCCACGGGUCCAGGUCCCACUACGAAGAGGCUGUCUUAAAGAGGUUGCCAUCACUGCUGAGUAAGGGCCUGUACACCAGCUUCUGUUGCUGCUUCCCGCAAUCCUGGUUCAACUCGCACGAGUUCAAGUCCGACGUCUGUAACACCAUGAGCCUGUGGAUCUCAGGUAUAUAUCCUUGCUCACAGAGCUAUGACAGUUGGGACUACUCAAAACUGGAUCCAGAGAGAUUCUUGAGAGAAGAAUUAAUGUUGCAUAGAAGAAGAUGGAUAAAGAGUAAGUAAGGACGAGAGCGAUCCUUACUCACUUCUAAGACAUCCUCUUUGCAGAAGACUGCCCUGAGCAAGAAAUUUGUUCUGUUUUUUCCCUCUCCCCCGGAGUCUACUAGUGCGAUUUCAAACAGCGAGAAAGACUCUGUAUCCAAGAAGACUUCGGAGGACACCCCCCCAGUACAGAAUACCAUGAAAGAGCCUUUGGGUCAGACUCGGGUCUCGAGGAAAGCUACACAGCAAGUCAUGAGGAUAUCAGAAGCGAGACUAUACGAGACUUUGCGUCCUAAGGAGUCCCACCCUGCCUGCAAAAACCCCGAGCUGACUUCCAGCCUCUUUAACAUUUACGGGAAGAGCCCUCUGAUCGUGUACUUCCUCCUGAACUACGUCACCCUGCGGCACAGCGGCCAAGACGUGCUGAUAACCCGGAAGGAGAAAAGCAAGAGCAUCCCCGAGUCCAGCCUGACCUAUGCUGACGUCAUCAGCAUGACCCUGUGCAACAUGGAGAAGCGAAAGGACGCCCUGCGGCAGCUGAGCCUUCUCUACUGGAGUGAGUGGACCUACUUCGAUGAGUACCUGAGGGACCUGCAGGACACCUUCCGCAGGGAGCUGAAGAACGUGGACCGCAGACAGGCGGAGAGGAAGAAGGCCAACCACAGGUUCAUCCAGCCGUCCCCCCUCAACGAGGGGCUGAAAAAGAAGUCUCGAGGGAGCAUCCAGAGGGAGACCGCGUUCCUCCUAAGAAAGGAGAAGGCAGAGAGAGAGAGACGGGAGUUGAACUACCCUCCCAUCCCACUUUCAAGUUCAAGCCCUGAUGACCUCUCUCCCCUGGAAAUAGAAAGCCCCAGCAGCAUGUCUGAUGUUUCCGAUUCCAGCGAAGGCAGCCAGUUCACAGAGACGCUCAGCGACGACUACUCCCCAGGCUCUAGCAGUUAG
Messenger RNA from Phyllostomus hastatus (greater spear-nosed bat), 2154 nucleotides. It is a transcript of the gene FAM227A, whose product is annotated as family with sequence similarity 227 member A. The transcript has 19 exons. The record is from RefSeq and is a predicted model, not a curated record. NCBI's taxonomy places the organism in Eukaryota, Metazoa, Chordata, Mammalia, Chiroptera, Phyllostomidae.